AUGAAAGAGACAAUCACAGCAUCCAGUUCAGAUGUGGAGUCCGCGCUGCCCAAACCUCCAGGUGGCGAGCCGGAUCAGCCGCGCCAGGGUAAGGAGAAGCAACCCGUCGUCUCGUCAUGGACUACCAGCCCCUACAACCCAUACACAUGGCCGACAUCUCGCAAAGUCACAAUCAUCCUCAUUGUCUCGCUCAGCCACCUCGCCACGACCAUGUCCGCCAGCAUGAUGGCUGCAUCGCUUGAGCAGAUCGCUGCAGAGCUCCAUAUGGACCCAGCGACGACCCUCCUGGCCUCAAGCAUCUUCCUGCUCGGACUUGGGUUCGGCCCCUUCCUCGUCGGCCCAAUGUCCGAGCUCUAUGGCCGGCGACCUGUGUGGCUCCUGUGCAAUUGCUGGUAUCUCCUCUGGAACUCCCUUUGCCCGGUGGGCAGGUCGUCAGGUAUGCUCAUUGCGAGUCGACUAAUGGCUGGCUUUGGAGCAUCAUGUGGUAUAGGGCUUCUCGGCCCUGUCUCUGCAGACAUGUAUGGGGCAUCAGAGCGUGGCAAGUCCAUCGCCAUCGCCACCUUUCUCCCGUACAUCGGACCCGCACUCGGCCCCAUUGUUGGCGGCCUGGCUUCCGAACACAUUCACUGGUCCUGGACGUUCUGGAUCUUGUCCAUCUUCAAUGCAGUCGCCACUGCAGCAGGCUUCUUCCUCAUCAAAGAAUCGUAUGGUCCAAUCGUGCAAGAGCGACACGGGUUCCUUUUAUCGAGCCCCUCCAACCUCACCAUUGGCCAGAAGAUCAAGAACAAUCUCCUCCGCCCAGUGCGAAUGCUCAUCUUCCGCCCCGUCAUCCUCUUCGUCUCGUUCAAUAUGGCCCUCGACUUCGCUGUGUACUUCCUCGUACUCUCCACCUUUGCCACGCUCUGGAUCGAGGAGUACAACCAGUCCGAAAGCACUAGCAGUCUACACUACAUCGCCAUCACGCUCGGUGCGACUGUGGCAACUCAGAUUGGAGGACGGUUGAUGGACGCGACAUACAAGACACUAUCUACACGUGCGCAAACGAAAGCACGAGCAGCUCAAGAACCAGAGUCGGGAGAUAGCCAUACCCAGAGAGAAGAAGAAGAAGAAGUAGUAGCACACAUAAACCCCGAGUUCCGCAUCCCGUUCGUCAUUCCCAGCCUUAUCCUCACCCCCGUGGGGCUACUGUGGUACGCGUGGACCGCGGAACGGCACGUCCACUGGGCGGUCGUCGACCUGGGCAUCGCCGUGUUCACCCUGGCGAAUUUCAUGUUCAGCGCGGGCUUCCAGGCGUACAUGCUCGACGAGUUCAGCGGUGGUGGUGGUGGUGGUGCCUCAGCGGGGAGUGGUAGUGGUGGGAACACAGCGGCCUCGGCGACGGCGGCGGUCAAGCUGCUGUCGUAUAUCCUGGCUUUUGUGUUCCCGCUGUUCGCGCCUAGGAUGUACGAGGUGCUGGGGUACGGAUGGGGAAACACCCUGCUGGCGCUGCUGUUUGCCGGGUUGGCUGUGCCCUCGGCUCUGGUGGCGUGGAUUUGGGGUGAGAAGUUGAGGGCGCUGGGAAGGGAGAGGGUUUAAGCUCGACAGCGAUGCUAAUGCCGAGGGUUCGGGGCGGAACUGGAUCGUGUGCUUUCUUCACAGGCAAUGACGAGCCGUAGUCUGGUAGUGGUGCAUGGUUGCGUUGCAUUAAGAUGCAGUUUAGAGGACUCCAGAAAGUCUUCAAUUAUCUCGUACUGCAAGUUUCGUGGCGGAAGUGGCGCGGAAGCCUGCCUUCGUCCGUCGCGACAAGACAGCCGUGAGGAUGGGGGACUUCACAUCUGCUAAUAUGGAAC
Molecule: messenger RNA, 1829 nt
Organism: Microdochium trichocladiopsis
Lineage: Eukaryota; Fungi; Ascomycota; Sordariomycetes; Xylariales; Microdochiaceae
Product: major facilitator superfamily domain-containing protein
Exons: 3
Coding region: 1-1575 (524 amino acids)
Biological process (GO): transmembrane transport
Molecular function (GO): transmembrane transporter activity
Source: RefSeq, a predicted model, not a curated record